Messenger RNA from Uloborus diversus, 9437 nucleotides. RefSeq lists its product as uncharacterized. Bases 1 to 9039 code for a protein of 3012 amino acids. The transcript is spliced from 42 exons. Gene Ontology annotation, molecular function: calcium ion binding; protein binding; calcium channel activity. The record is from RefSeq and is a predicted model, not a curated record. Lineage: Eukaryota; Metazoa; Arthropoda; Arachnida; Araneae; Uloboridae. Gene Ontology annotation, biological process: detection of mechanical stimulus. Gene Ontology annotation, cellular component: membrane.
AUGGAUGUUCUUGCCGUGGAAGAUGGAGAAUGCAUCUAUCUAAAUGGUGCUGAAUAUUUUCACUAUUCGCCAGGUGGUUACGAUCCUGGUAGUCACUUGAUGAGCGAUGCCGACUGCAAAGCCAAAUGCGGAUCUUAUUUCUUACCAUAUUCUGGAAUCCUGAGGCAAAAAUUAUGCCUUUGUGCAAAAGACAAAAGAGUCGAAAGUGUACCUGUUGCACCUGCAAGUGAAUGUGGAACAAAUCCAGAUCUUCUAGUUUUUUACAGGUCAAACAUCAUUAUAUCAGUUACAGGGCUCGCUGUUAAACCAUCAGAUGAUGUUUCUCAGACAGCUACAGAUGUUGUAUUUUCCGUCAGCUAUGAGACUGGGGAUGAUGUUGAAUUUACCAUUGACUAUGGUGAUGGUAGUUUUGGAGCUUUUAAUGAUGUUCAUGACGUUCAAGCUCAUAAGUUCUUUGUGCCCGGGAAAUAUUGGGUGCAAGUUUCUGCAAAGCCCAGGGGUGCACCUGAGAGUUAUCGAGUACUGGCAAGUACUGAGGUGACAAUUACAGACAGUAUUGAAAAUAAGACAGUUGUGUUUAGCUGCCCGCCCGUUGUAAAACCCACUGUUGUAGUCACAUGCAAUUUGACGACAAUGACUGGUGGAUUUGUUACCAUGGAAAUAGACUGGGGUGAUGAAUCUAAAGUUAUGAUGGGAUUACCUGAUACCAAUAUUCAAGCAAUUGGACCAUUGAUACCUCAACAUGAGACACCUGAUAUGUCACCGAAAGAAUCAGGUUAUAUGCUCGUCAUUCCUCAGCUUGAGCCAGUCGACACCAGAGGGAGACUUUCGGCUGUUCGUUUGUGGGUUUUGGAAUCGGGAGCAAUGGCUGUUAUGGUUCUUCGAAAAAAAUGCCCAGAAGGGUCAGUUUGUCCUGUCAUACGGGACGUUCGCACUUGCAGCAAAGAAGAAUCUUUCUGUGCUCAGUUACAGACUUGCACCAGCAACAAAAUAAUUAAGUGCCCACACCACAACCUUGCCAAAGUCCUAGAGUUUGAAAUUGUUCAUGUUGUACAAAUAACAGUUGAAACUGGCCACCAGUACAUUUCUUUAACAGAUACACCUGAAGUUUAUCCUGGUGACAUAAUUGCUUUCAUAUCAGCAAUGGCUAAGGUUGCCUAUCGAAAACCAUUUCUGAAGGAACCUACUGAUUUAGGAGGAAUAACAUUCGAUAUGCAAGAAACUGUUAUCCCACAAGACAUUUUAUCUAACACACAAAAAGUGCAUUAUUUUCAAGCAAUAAUUAAUAAUCCAAUUGAAAUGGGAGUGCAAUAUUUAUUUAGUAAAAAAAUUGGUAUGCAUGAUGUUGUUAUGAAGCUAUCAAACAAAUUUUCUACUGUGCCCAUUGUUCGACAGCAAAAAGUCGAUUCUCAGAGACCUCUUGCUGGAUUGAAGUUAAGUGUUAAUCCUCCAGAUGCUUCAACUACAGAACAAGUAACCAUUGAAAUAAAAAUAAGUGGUGGUACUUUUGUCGAUGUUUUAUGGGAAUUUGGUGAUGGGAAAACUAAGAAAGAAUUUUUAGCAGAGGUGAAAAAAGGAGGAAAAUAUGAGAAAACUUACAAGUACCCACAGCCUGGAGUUUAUGUUAUUCGAGUGCAUGCAUCUAAUCCUCAUGCAAAUUUUUCACAAGUUCAUAUAUUAAAAGCUCAAAGACCUGUUCUUCCUAUAUAUGGAGUCACCACCAAUACUCCUCAAAUACUUCCUAGUUCUAUCAUAUUCGAACUGACUUACCCACCUUCUGAAUUAUUACCAACAAAUGCAACUGCUGUCUUUACAUUUGGUGACAAGAAAACUUGGAAGUGGAACAUUCCAAAGGAAGGAGAAGGCAUUCAGGAAACAUUUGAACAUAAAUACAGAAAAGCUGGAGUCUAUCUUGUCAAUAUUCGGAUAUCAAACAUUGUCUCUUCAUACACACUUCUAACUGAAGUUGAAACUGCUGUCCGUAUUAAAGAUCUUGCUGUGAAUGUUUUGUACAGUCCUUUACUUAGUAGUCAUGAUCAAAUAGCUGGCUAUGGUUCUGAAAAAAAUAAAUUCCCAAUAGACCGUAACGUUACAAUGCAUAUGAGCGUAGCAACAGGUGAGGUUGAAUUGUAUAUUGUACAAAUGGCAAAUGGUACAACUUUGAUGAAUAGCUCUGAUGCAACUUACACUAUGAUGUUUCAAGAGCCUGGAUAUUAUAAUUUCACUGUGUCAGCAUACAAUCAUGUCCAAAAAACAACAGACCCUGUUUUCCUGUUCCUGUAUUUGAUGGAACCUGUAGAAGGACUGAUUGCUAUUGAUAAUGUUAAUGCUACAUUAGAAGAAGAAGAGGAUAAGGAAUUUGAGGUAUAUCUUGAACGUGUUGGUACAGAUACUUGCCUCUUGGUAGAUUAUGAUGAUGGUACUGUACUGAGGGCGUUUGGCAAUGGAGAAACAUGCAAUGAUACAGCCGAGGAAGUAGUGUGGGAAGGUGAACUGGAAAAUCCGCUCAUCAUUCGGCACACUUACAUAUCCAAGGGAUACAUGGAUGCUUUUUUUAAAGCAUUCAAUGCCAUUUCUGAAGUCAACACAACUGUUAGAUUUUUCAUUACAAACCAAACCUGUAAAGCUCCUGAUCUUUCAAUCAGAAAUAGGAUUCCAAAUUAUUACUUAGCUCCAGAGUCAUAUAGGUCCAUACCAGUUGUACUUUACUCGUAUACCACAAUGAAGUGUAAUGAUUCCAGUGAAACUGUUAGAAGCUGGAGUGGUUACAGACUGAAUGAAACUAAUGGUCAAGUAAUUGAAGAAAUAGACUUGACCAUGGUUGACUCUUACAGAAAAUCCAUGCUUUAUUUAAAACCCUUUUUAUUAAAAGGUGGCCUUUAUAAAUUCAAGUUUACGGUUAACAUGACGGUGUUCAUACAAAAUCCGCCACUAGUGCUUGUUAGAUCCGUGGAGACUUAUAUAAAAGUGGUACCUUCUCCUGUGAUUGUGAGACUUACAGAGGGAGCCCAGUCUCGUGUUACCAGAGGCUGGGGACAGGGAAUAAUUCUUGAUCCAGCGCAAAAUUCUAUUGACCCUGAUGAUGAAAAUAAUAAGAACUUUACUGUAAAAUGGUACUGUCGACGGUUGCCUGGAGAAGUUAUCAACAGGAAUUUGACAGAAGACAUGCAAAAUGUUUCAGACCCCAUAUUCGAUCGCAGCGUACUGUACAGAGAGCGUCCUACUGGUCUUCCAACUCCCAGCUCUGAAGAAAGUAGUGAAGAAGAUGAACCAAAGGAUGGUUUGCUCGAAGAACCAGAUUUAGGUGGAUGUUUUGGCAAAGGUCCAGGUAUGAUCAAUGUCACAGAAGGAUAUGUCAACUGGAAUACUACAGUCUUCAGAAAAUACAAUGUAACCUAUGAGAUUAUUGUUAAAUUAGAGAUGUCUGACCGAGAUCCAUGUUGGGGUGGUCUACAAAUUGUCUUGCUGGAGCAUAUACCACCAGUUAUAAGUGUUGAGUGUCAGACAGAGAAACUCUGCUAUCCGAACGACCCCAUUGGUCAACGGAUUAAUCCAGUUAGAGUUGGUUUGAUUGGUUUGUGUAAAGAUGGAUGUGACACUGAACUUCUAUAUGAAUGGCAGGUUUUUGGAGUAGAUUCUGAAGGAAAUGAAACAUAUUUAGCCGAAGCAGGAGAGUUCCUUGUUGGUGCUACUGAAAAGAAAAUGGCUUUGAGUGAGGAUUUUUUCAAAGAGUAUUAUCCAACUUAUGGUGAUUUUAUUGCAAAACUGAUUGCUGAAAAUGAGUAUGGACUUCGUGGCGAAGCUGAUCUUUUCCUCCAUAUUAACCAGCCCCCUGAAGGUGGUAAUUGUACAAUUGUGCCAGAAAGUGGAAGAGCUCUGAUUGAUGUAUUUACCGUUAGUUGUUUAGGUUGGGCAGAUCCCGAAGGAAAAGAAAUAGAACAUUUUGCAUUUUGGACCAUUCAUAACGACACUGCUGCUUUGAUUUAUCUGAGUGCUGGUCCAGAUCCCGAAGCGUCUCUUGUUCUACCAUAUGGACUUUUUGAAUUAGGUGUGGACAUAAAAGAUAAAGAAGGUGCUUUGGCAAGAAUCAAUAUCACUACUAUGAUGCUUGAACCUCCUUUCAAGCAAGAUUAUGACAACUUUAUCAAUAACAGACAAUUGGAGCAAGUAGAAGCAUCUGGUGAUCAAGCCAGAAUGAAUCAAGUGUCUCAAGCACUAUCUUCGCUCAUGAACGUUCGACUGCCUUUGGAUGAUAACAGCACUUUUGAAGAAGUCACUACAACUGAUCCAGGUCUUCUGGACAAGGAAGCCGAGCAAAAAGCCCAGACACGUUUAAAAAUGGUGCGUUCAGUUGGCAGUGUAAUGAAUACUGAUACUUUAGGACAUUUGGAACAAAUCGGAAGUGCUUUAACUGCAAUUUCUGGAGAAGGCGAUGGAAUAGACAAUGAAGGAAUGGAAGAAAUCAUUCGUUUGCUGAAUAAAACAGUACAGUUAGCAUACAAUAUGGAAGUGGAAGCACCACAACAACUUCUAGAUUUUUGCAUGUAUGCAGUCGGCACUAUGGGUGGAAUAGUUGCAAGAAUGACAGAACAGCUGAUAUCGGGUGUAGUUUUACCAACUGAUCGAGCCAAAGCUUUAGAUUUUGAGUAUGAUGUUGAAAUUCCCCUUUAUGGCGAAGAAGAAAAAGAUAGCUUUUUUGAUGGAACAAUUCCAUUAGAAGAUGCUUUAACAAAGGCUGUUAUAAAACAUGAAAGAGAACAAGCUGAAGGAAGCAUUCGAACCAUUGUUGAUCUUACCAUUAAGCUGGUGUUGGCCAUGUUGAAAAAUAUAAUUGUUGGGGAAAAGCCAAUGGAAUUUAUAGCACCAAGUGGACUUGGUUUUACGAUAUCAAUGUUUAAGGGUGGCACCUUAAGCAACCGUGCUAUACAACAUGGGGAUGCUGUGUAUGUGUUUCCAGAAGUUUGUGACAUAUUAUCUGAGUAUGGUUGUUGGGGAAAUGAGACAUUAGGAGUCAUGGCUGUGUCAUGGCCAGCCAUUUUAGAUUCAUAUGGUGAUAGUGUGGACUUACUAUCAAAUGACACCAAAACUUUGCAGCUUUUAAUGCUUGAUGAAAAUUUAGAUCUCUUAAAAGUACAGAACACUACUGGUUGGUUUACAAUUAAAGUUCCCAGAGGUAGUAAAAAAGAAGGUGCUGAACCAGCAUUGCCUGAUCCUACUUAUGUCCAUGCAGUUAUCAAGUGGAAUGAACAGAUGGUUUACCACCAAUUUAUUGUAGAAAAAGCCGAUUCAGCUGUCAAUGUUGAAAUAACACCAACUGACCCAGAGGUUGAAUUGCUUGUUUUUGUAAAGCAUAGAGUUAAACCUCUUCUGCAUGACUAUGAUUUCAUGAUAAAUUUGGCCAAUAUACGUGAAGAAAAUGGAACCUAUGAUCUCUUUCUGCCAAACGAGAUUAUUCAGAACCGUACUGGAUUUUUUUACUUGGGCAUAAUAGAAGCUAACAACACCGCCUUGAAUACUUCAAUUCCUGAUGAAAUGCUGUUUGACAGCUCAUUUAAUUUCACUCAUGGGGAGGCAGUUCGAGAUUUCUCCACCAAUUACUCUGUGAGAAUCUAUACAUCUGGCUGCUAUUUCUAUAAUUAUGACCUCAGAAUCUGGUCUGGAGCUGGAUGUUAUGUUGAAAAUGCAACAGCAAAACUGACGCAAUGUAAAUGUAAUCACUUGACAUCAUUUGGUGGUGGAUUUUUUGUGGCUCCUAACACUGUGGAUUUCAGCUAUGUAUUUGCAAAUGCUGGCUUUGCAGAUAAUGUUACUAUUUACAUGACAAUCAUCAAUAUUAUGUUAAUAUACUUAGGACUACUGGCUUGGGCUAGACGUCAAGACAUCAAAGAUAAGGAAAAACUUGGAGCAACACCAUUACCAGACAAUGAUCCUGAAGAUAAGUACAUUUAUGAAAUGAUAGUAUUUACUGGGAACAAGGAUGCAGCUGCCACAGAUUCAAAAGUUCAGUUCAUUUUGUCUGGAGAUGAUGAUGAAACAGUUGUAAGAACAUUAGAGGAUCCUAAAAGAAAAUUAUUUAGGCGUAAUGCUGCAGAUACCUUUGUUAUGACAACACCAAGGCCACUUGGGAGACUAAAUUACCUUCGCAUUUGGCACGAUAACAGUGGUAAAGGGAAGUUUAAAUCAUGGUUACUAAAUUUUGUUGUUAUACGAGAUGUUCAAACUGGAGCACGCUACGAGUUUGUUUGUAAUCGCUGGCUUGCUGUAGAAAAAGAAGAUGGUUUGAUUGAUAGGUUGCUUCCAGUUGCUGGGAAAGGAGAAGCCACUGAAUUUAAUCAUUUAUUCCAACAAAAGACACAGAAAAAUCUAUCCGAUGGUCACCUCUGGUUUUCGAUAUUUAUGCGCCCUCCCAAGAGUCGAUUCACGAGGGCCCAAAGAGUAACUUGUUGUUUUGCAAUGUUGUUUUUGUCCAUGCUAGUGAAUGCUAUGUGGUAUGGUAGGGUACCAUCCAAACCAUCAGGAUCAGCGUUUAGCCUUGGUCCAUUGUCUCUAAGCCCUGAACAGAUUGGUGUUGGAGUGAUGGCUAACUUUAUAGUAUUUCCACCUACUUUCUUGAUGAUCACUCUCUUCAGAAAAACCCGCCUACGUACAUUGAGACCAUCACAUGUUACUGAAGCUAUCAAAAAGCAGCAAGCGUCAAAGAAAAAACUAUCUACAUUUUCACGCCCUGGUUCUGCUGCAUCCGGUACAACACUAAUAUUGGAUGACAUUUCUCAAGAUGAUGAAUCACGUCGGGAGAAUCGCUUUGUCAAGCAAAAGAAGAAGAAGAAGUUCUUGUUUCCAUGGUGGUGUCGCAUCAUUGCAUGGUUAUUGGCAGUUUCAAGUAUUGUUGUAUCUUGCUUCUUCCUGUGGGCCUAUGGUGUGCAGUUUGGAGAUGAAAAAACGAAGAAAUGGAUUACAUCCCUCCUGGUCUCAUUCUUUAGCUCUAUUCUAGUUACUCAACCAAUUAAGGUAUUCCUAGUGGCAAUGUUCUUUUCUGCUAUUUUCAAAAGUGUUGAUACGGAAGAUGAGGAUGAAGAUGAUGAAGAACCUCCAGAACUUGCCCCUGACGAAGAAUGGCUGCACAGAGAAUCAGAAACAAAAGAAGAUAAGCGCAAACUGCUAUACAAACCAGCAGAUAUGGCCAAAAUGGAAAGAGCAAAGCUGGAAAGGAUAAAAGAGUUACAAAUGACUGCAAUUUUGAAAGAAAUAAUUUCUUAUGCCUUCUUUAUCUGGAUUUUAACUAUUUUGAGUUACGGAAAUAGAGAUCCCAGUGCCUAUUAUUUAAGACAAAAUUUGAAGGAUACUUUUAUUCGAGAAGGAGAUUCAAACAUAGAUUUCAUGGGUAUAACCUCCACUGCUGAUUUUUACAAAUGGACUCGAGAAGUUCUCAUACCAGAAUUAAUUGUUGGUAAAUGGUACAAUGGCGAUCAGCCUUUUGGCCUCCGAGGUUUCUUAAGUGAUCGUGUGAACAGAAUAAUGGGGUAUGGGAUGCUCAGACAAGUUCGAAUAAAAGAGCGAUCUUGUAAUGUGGACAGAAGAGUGAAAACUCUCACGGAGGUAUGUCGCUCUCAUUCAAAUAUCAUUUAUGAAGACAAGCAAAGUUAUGAGCCUGGCUGGAAAGUUCUGGCACGAAAUGACACGAAUGAUGAAUACCGCUAUCGAACUUCCAAGGAACUGAACGGGCUGCCGUUCUGGGCCAUUAGAGAUGUUUAUUCAGGAGGUGGAUAUGUGUUCCCUCUACGUGGGACACAUGAAAAGCUCAAGGAGGAAAUGUUUCACCUUGAGAAAAGUGACUGGAUUGAUGAGAAAACUCGAGCGGUUUUUGCUGAAUUUUCGGUCUACAAUGCUCAAGUGAAUCUUUUUGGCGUAAUGACAAUCGUUGCCGAGUUUUUGCCCGGAGGAGGUGUAGUUCCAUUUUAUCGCCUUGAAGUAAUUAGACUCAUGAGAUACCAUCAAGGGUUCGGUGCUUUUGUUUUGGCUUGUGAGUUGGGGUACGUCAUUUAUACUUUAUAUUUUCUGGUUCGUGAAUUCAAAAAGUUUAGGCUGGAAGGCAGAGAUUAUUUCAAAUCUUAUUGGAACUGGGCUGAAGUAAUAGUUAUCAGUCUUUCUAUCAGUGCUAUAGUAUUUUAUUCCUACAGAAUGCUGGUAACCAGAAAGAUAUUAUCCACAUUUGAGAAAACACAUGGUAACGGAUACAUCAAAAUGCAGUAUGUUGCUUCAGUUGAUGAAGUGUUUGGUUUCUUAAUGGCUUUCCUUAUGUUUAUUGCUAUAUUAAAAUUUAUUAAAAUUCUUCGUUUCAACAAACGAAUGGGUAUUUUGUACAGUACUCUUGCUCUUUGUGCGAAAGAUCUCAAAUCAUUCUUUGUAGUGUUUGGAAUUAUUUAUCUUGCUUUUGUACAAUUUUUCUACUUGGUAUUUGGCUUUACGAUUCGAGAGUUCUCAUCAUUCGUCACUGCUGCUGAAUCCACCUUUGCCAUAAUGAAUGGUGGUGGAUUCGAUUUUGAUGCCAUUUGCCUCGCAGCUCCGAUACUUGGUCCCUUGUCAUUUUUCAUAUUCUGCCUCACUACCACAAUAAUUUUGUUGAACAUCUUCGUUACUCUCAUUCUGAGCGCUUUCCAGGACGUCAAAGUAGAUGUUGACAAACAGGCCAAUGAUUACGAGAUAGUCGAUUUCAUGUGGAAGAGGUUGAAAGGUUUCUUCUUUAUAUUUGAUGAUGACAAGCCUAAAAACGAUGAUGAUUUUGACAAUGACGUGAAACCGAUCUUUGGCAUCGGCAGCGGACUUGGUCCAAAUGCAGACAAAAUACAAGAUUUUCCAGAAAAGGUUGACCGGCUUUUGAAUCACAUCAACUCAUUUUAUUUUGAUGGCCAGCUAGACCUCAACAGCAAGAAAGCUCUCAAAAGUUUAUACAAGAAGGAUGAUGAUAAUGAUUACGAUUUUGGGAUGAAAACAACCAAAUCAAAGGCUGAUAAAAUGUCAUUUAUGAGUUGGAACCGUUAAAGGACAACCAGAUUUUUUUUUCUCAGAACACUCACUUGUUCCAAAUAUAUAAUUUCCUUUAAAAAAUCAGAAAAGUAACCUAAAUUGGAUGUUUUUUUCCUUUUAACAGGGUAGUGAUUUUUCUGUUAUUUCAUUCAUAGUUCCUUCAAACACAUAGCUAUCUGUUUUCAUGUUAUAAUCUCACUUGGUUUAGUCAAGCAGGACUUUUUUUCCUAUUUGUAAAUUCCCAAAAUAUGUUUAUAAUUGUUUUAAUUUUUAGAGUAUACGCACAGAACCAAAGACGAUUUUAAAUAUUGUUAUCCAGUCAUAUAUUUAGUCAUAUUACAUAAUUAGAAUGUACUUUUAUAAAGUGUAUGAUUAUUGAAGAUGAAUAUUGUGUUUAGAAAUGACAAAUAAAA